UCAAUUCAUUAUGUCUCUACAGUCCAUUGUCUUCGACAAAGAGGAAGGGAAACUCUCCAUACUUAAUCAGCUCCUGCUACCAGAUGUAUCGUUAUAUGAGGAAAUAAAUACUGUACAAGAUGCAUGGGAUGCCAUCAAAAACAUGAAGACAAGAGGAGCACCAGCUAUUGCUAUAGUCGGUGCACUGAGUAUUGCUGUUGAAUUGAAGAAAAGGAAUUUUCUUUCUCUCUCUGAACUUUCUUCUUUUGUGAACGAGUCCUUCAGCUACCUCCAGUCAGCUCGACCAACUGCAGUCAAUAUCACCGAAGCAGCUAAAAGGUUCUCGGAGAUCACGCAAGGUCUAGUUGAGAGAAUUAAAGAUCCGAAAAAAGCUUGUGACAUACUUUACAAAAACCUUUAUGAAAUGCUCCAAGAAGACAUCAGUACUAAUACUAGCAUAGGACGGAAUGGAGCAGAACACAUACUAACUCAAUACAGUGGAGGGGAUGUGACUAUACUCACUCAUUGCAAUACAGGAUCAUUAGCAUGUGCAGGGUAUGGUACAGCACUGGGUGUCAUUAGGAGCCUACAAGAGAAAGGACGUCUCAAACAAGUAUACUGUACAGAAACUAGACCAUACAAUCAAGGAUCAAGACUAACAGCGUAUGAGCUAGUCACUGAGGGUAUCCCUGGUACACUCAUCUGCGACUCAAUGGCUGCUUGCCUCAUGAAAGAGAGGCACGUGUCUGCUGUUGUCGUGGGUGCAGACAGAGUCGUUGCUAAUGGAGACACUGCUAAUAAGAUAGGGACCUACCAAUUGGCAGUGGUCGCCCGCUAUCAUGGGAUACCAUUCUAUAUAGCAGCACCUUUCACUACAAUUGACUUUAGUAUUUCGUCUGGGUCUGAGAUAGUCAUCGAAGAGCGAAAGAAAGAAGAGAUGAUUUGUUUUGCUGGCAAGAGGAUUGCGCCCGAGGGGAUCAAUUGUUGGAAUCCUGCUUUUGAUGUGACACCAGGAGAACUGAUCACUGGAGGCAUUAUAACUGAAAGAGGAGUCUUCACUCCUACUGAACUGAUCAAUCAGAAAAAAUAAUAUUGAUUUAUCAUAAUAAUUAUUAUUCAUUUCAUUAAUUGUAUAUUACACAUAAUUACUUUUUACAAAUGUUCCUGUCCAUCCAUA
This is a messenger RNA of Amphimedon queenslandica, 1156 nucleotides long. Its product is annotated as methylthioribose-1-phosphate isomerase-like. The transcript is spliced from 2 exons. Bases 11 to 1069 code for a protein of 352 amino acids. NCBI's taxonomy places the organism in Eukaryota, Metazoa, Porifera, Demospongiae, Haplosclerida, Niphatidae. Gene Ontology annotation, molecular function: S-methyl-5-thioribose-1-phosphate isomerase activity. The record is from RefSeq and is a predicted model, not a curated record.